AUGGAGGACACCCAAGAAGCUCUCCACAUCGUCGUGUUUCCAUGGCUGGCCUUCGGCCACAUGAUCCCAUUCCUGGAUCUCUCCAAGCGGCUGGCACGGCGCGGCCACGACGUCACCUUCGUCUCCACGCCGAGGAACGCGGCCAGGCUGGGCUCAGUCCCGCCGGAGCUCGCAGCGCGUCUACGCGUCAUCAAGCUGGACCUGCCGGAGGUCGAGGGAAUCCCCGAAGGCGCCGAGUCAACGGCCGACGUCCCGCCGGAGAAGGUCGAGCUCCUCAAGAAGGCGUUCGACGGUCUCGCCGCGCCGUUCGAGCGCCUCGUCGCCGAGGGCUGUGCUGCCGCCGCCGGCGAGGCCGAGGCGGCCGCGUUCUCGAGGAAGCCUGACUGGAUCAUCCUCGACUUCGCUCAAAGCUGGAUUUGGCCAAUCGCUGAAGAGCACAAGAUCGCGUGCGCCAUGUUGCUCAUCUUACCGGUAGGCUUCUUGGCCUACGUCGGCCCGAAGCAGCAAAACGAGGCGCAACCACGCACAACGACGGAGGACUUCAUGGUCCAGCCGCCGUGGAUACCGUUCCCGACCACCAUGUCCUUCCGCCGCCACGAGGCGGAGUGGAUCGCCGCCGCGUUCCGGCCCAACGCCUCCGGCGUGUCCAACGCGGACCGCUUCUGGCAGCUGCACCACACGAGCUGCCGCCUCAUCGUCCACCGCAGCUGCCCCGAGGCGGAGCCGCGUUUGUUCCCGCUCGUCACAGACCUCUUCGGCAAGCCCGUCGUCCCCGCGGGCCUCCUCAUGCCCGAGGACGAUGACGACGACGGCGCCCGGGGCGGUGACGACGACGGGUCCUUCUCUGACGCCGUGCGGUGGCUGGACAAGCAGCCCAAGCGGUCCGUCAUCUACGUGGCGCUCGGGAGCGAGGCGCCGGUGACGGCGGACCAGGUCCGUGAGCUGGCGCUCGGGCUGGAGCUCUCCGGCGCGCGCUUCCUCUGGGCGGUCCGGCGGCCUGUCGUCCACUCCGGCGCGCUGCUGCCGGACGGUUUCGAGGCCCGCGUGGCGGGGCGCGGGGUGGUGCGCGCCGGGUGGGUGCCGCAGAGCCUCUUCCGGUUCGGCCUCCCGCUGGUGAUGCUGCCGUUCAUAGCGGACCAGGGCCUCAUCGCGAGAGCCAUGGCGGCGAGCCGGGUCGGCAUCGAUGUGCCGAGGAACGACGCUGAUGGAUCGUUCCGUAGGGACGACGUCGCGGCGGCGGUGCGGCGUGUGAUGGCGGAGGAUGAGGGCGGGGUGCUCGCUCGCAAUGCCAGGGAGAUGCAGAGGGUGGUCGGCGACAGGGCAAAGCAAGAGCAGUACGUGCAUGAGCUUGUGGACUAUUUGCAGCGCUACAAAUAA
This is a messenger RNA of Miscanthus lutarioriparius, 1377 nucleotides long. The record is from the annotation of a GenBank genome assembly. NCBI's taxonomy places the organism in Eukaryota, Viridiplantae, Streptophyta, Magnoliopsida, Poales, Poaceae.